This is a messenger RNA of Rattus rattus (black rat), 2302 nucleotides long. RefSeq names its product peroxisomal succinyl-coenzyme A thioesterase. NCBI's taxonomy places the organism in Eukaryota, Metazoa, Chordata, Mammalia, Rodentia, Muridae. Gene Ontology annotation, biological process: fatty acid metabolic process; acyl-CoA metabolic process. Gene Ontology annotation, cellular component: peroxisome. The coding region runs from base 212 to 1477 and encodes 421 amino acids. The record is from RefSeq and is a predicted model, not a curated record. Gene Ontology annotation, molecular function: fatty acyl-CoA hydrolase activity. The transcript has 3 exons.
CAUGGGAGUGGCGAGAAGUAGAAUCCUAUGGCCUGAAUCCAGAAUCAGGGCUCAGCCCUGAAGCCAGACCUCUGACCUCUCUGUACCCAAAUUGCUGACAGACUUUGGUGCCUCUCUUGUCUGGGUCCUAGAGACCCACCAGGUCGGCUCCACAGCAGGCCAGGCUCCGCUCCGAACUCCGCGUGGUGCUCCCGGAAGUUUUCAGCUCCCCAUGGCUGCGACGCUGAGCCUGGAGCCUGCCGGCCGCAGCUGCUGGGACGAGCCGCUGAGCAUCACGGUGCGCGGCCUGGCCCCCGAGCAGCCCGUCACGCUGCGCGCCGUCCUGCGCGACGAGAAGGGCGCGCUCUUCCGAGCCCACGCGCGCUACCGCGCCGACUCCCACGGAAUGCUGGACCUGGCGCGCGCUCCCGCGCUGGGCGGCAGCUUCGCGGGGCUCGAGCCCAUGGGGCUGAUCUGGGCCAUGGAGCCCGAACGGCCUUUCUGGCGUCUGAUGAAGCGCGACGUGCAGACGCCCUUCGUGGUGGAGCUGGAGGUGCUGGACGGACACGAGCCCGACGGCGGGCGGCUGCUGGCCCGGGCGGUGCACGAGCGUCACUUCAUGGCUCCCGGGGUGCGGCGCGUGCCCGUGCGCGAGGGCCGGGUGCGCGCCACACUCUUUCUGCCUCCAGGACAAGGACCCUUUCCAGGGAUCAUCGAUGUCUAUGGUGUUGGAGGGGGCCUAUUGGAAUACCGAGCCAGCCUUCUGGCUGGUCAUGGCUUUGCCACAUUGGCUCUGGCUUUUUAUGGCUUUGAAGAUCUCCCUAAAGAGUUCAAUGUCAUAGAAGUGGACUACUUUGAAGAAGCAGUGUGCUACAUGCUCCAACACCCGAAGGUAAAAGGCCCAGACAUUGGACUUCUGGGUCUUUCUCUAGGAGCUGAUGUUUGCCUGAUCAUGGCUUCCUUCUUGAAGAAUGUUUCAGCGACAGUUUCCAUCAAUGGCUCUGCAUUCAGCGGAAACAGACACAUACACUACAAGCAGACCAUGAUUCCACCAUUGGGCCAUGACCUGAGGAGAACGAAGGUGGCUUUCUCAGGCAUUCUGGACAUUGUGGAUAUACGGAAUGACGCUGUAGGAGGCUGUGAGAACCCCAGCAUGAUACCAAUAGAGAAGGCCAAGGGGCCCAUCCUCUUUGUUGCUGGUCAGGAUGACCAUUGCUGGAGGAGCGAGUUAUACACUCAGAUAGCCUCGGAACGGUUACAGGCUCACGGAAAGGAGAGGCCUCAGAUAAUCUCUUACCCUGGGACUGGGCAUUACAUCGAACCACCUUACUUCCCCAUGUGCCCAGCUUCCCUGCACAAAAUAGUGAACAAAGCUGUGGUCUGGGGAGGGGAGGUCAGGGCUCACUCAAAAGCCCAGAUAGAUGCAUGGAAGCAAAUUCUAUCCUUCUUUGGCAAACACCUGGACAGCACUCACAACAGAGCCUCCUGCAGAUUGUAGUGUGUUUGCCUGUUACAGACAUGGCAGAUUCAAGGUCAAAUUUUAUGUCCAGUGACUAUGUGAAUCAGUUUUCUGCUGGAUGACAUGAAAUUCACGUUCGGGGCAUUAAUGGUUAUUAAUCGAUGGUUACCCUGCUAUCAACAUGUGCUUGCCACAGAUUCAGCUAUAUGAGAUACCAUGAGUAAAGUUUAAAAAACAGCGACCCCUGUUAAAACGUCUGAUUUCUUCUAAGCUCAGCAUUUCAGUGGUAGUUGCAGCUGUUUUGUUCCAUUUAUUAUUGUUUUGUUUUUUUUUUCUUUUGGGGACAGGACCUCAGCUCUGGCUGGCCUGGAACUUGCCAUGUCAAGGAAGCUGGCCUUGAACUCACAGAGACUGUCCCGCUUUUGCCUCCUGAGUGCCAGGAUUAAAGGCUCCCACCACCAUGCAUGCAUUCAUUUUCCUACUUAGUCAGUGCUUUGACUCAUGGCUCACCUUUAAAGACAGUGACUGGGCUGGCUCGUUUCACGUCAACGCUACUGACACAAGCUGGCGUCAUCUAAAAGGAGGAAGCCUGGUGUGUGUGCACAUCCACCUGAAUAUACAUGGUGUACCUUUCACACGCAGGCACCCACGCACACACGCACCCACAUGUGUACACACACAUGCACACAUUUGCACAACACACACACGCACACCAAGACAACAAGGAAAAAAUGACAAUUUUGCAAUCUCAAUGGGGUAGAUAGAGCCUUUAAAUAAUUUUCCAAAUAAUAUUUCUGAAAAUGCUUCUCACCUGUGUUGAUUAAAACAGCAAAGAAACAAAAAUCUGUGACUUUCUAUUCGAGA